CCAACCUCCAACUCGUGACCUCAACCACCAACACAACUCUACACACAAUGGCUACCGCUGCCUCCGCACCCCCACCCGCCCUCACAUUCCCGCGCCCCAUCUUCGCCGCCGUCUCGCCCCACCCAUUCCUACAAGCGCACCUCUCCGCCAGCAAGACUGCUGUCCGCGCCAACGGUCGCGCUGCACACGAGUUCCGCGCUCCAGGCGUGAACACAGGGAGUCUGACACACUGCAAUGGCUCAGCCGUAGUCCGACUAGGCAACACCAGCGUGGUCUGUGGCGUGCGCGCAGAAAUCCUGAAAGAGGAAGACACACCCGGUACAUCGUCGCCCGCCGCCGUGAACGCCAACGGCGACGUGGAAGGAGAUGAAGACGCAGGCGCAGAAGACGAAGUCGAAACUCUGCGCUUACUCGUACCGAAUGUUGAGUUGAGCACCGGCUCAACACCCGCCCACAUCCCCGGCAACGCACCAUCCACAUUCGCACAGAGCCUCAUCACUCGGAUACGCAGCCUGCUCCACAGCACGCGCCUCCUGCGCGCCCGCGAUCUGAGGAUAACGUACACGCCGACUACGAAUCCCGAGGACCCCGAGGCCGCGCCCGAGACGGAAUCGAAAGGGUACUGGGUACUGUACCUGGACGUAUUCUUCAUAAGCAUAGACGGCAACGCGUUUGAUGCCACAUGGCUAUCCAUCCUCGCUGCGCUGAAAAACACACGGCUGCCGCACGCGUAUUUCGACGAGGAGUGUGAGGGGAUAUUGUGCUCGGAUGACCCGAGUGAGGCAAGGACAUUGCAGUUGAGGGGCCUGCCGGUGUCGAGCUCGUUUGCAGUGUUUGAGGGCAGGGGCGAGGGCGAUGGGGAGACAGGCGGCGAGUGGGUGCUGAGUGAUCCUGAUGCGUUUGAGGAGGGGGUUUGUCGGGAGACGGUUACGGUUACUGUUGAUCGGGGGGUGAUUCGGAGGGUGGAGAAGAGUGGCGGGGGUGUUGUUGGGAGGGAGACGAUGAAGGCACUUGUUAAGAGAGCGACAGAGAGGUGGGCGGUUGUUGAGGGAGCAGUCAGCGGGAGACCGUGAGCGUUGAUGAACAUAUAGAAUUUUCGUCAUAGACGGGAGAAGUACAACAUCGAAGAAGCGCAAUCGAAGAAGCGCAAUCUGGCCGGUACGAAUGGUCACAAAGAUGCUUUCGAUCACGAAGCAAACGAGUGUAUCGAGGGAAUAAUCGGGUACACCACAAGAGCGCUGCCAGAAGGCAUGCAAGCAUGAACAAGAUCAAAAUAUU
Messenger RNA from Macroventuria anomochaeta, 1278 nucleotides. RefSeq names its product exoribonuclease family protein. Gene Ontology annotation, biological process: U1 snRNA 3'-end processing; TRAMP-dependent tRNA surveillance pathway; nuclear mRNA surveillance. The coding region runs from base 48 to 1073 and encodes 341 amino acids. Lineage: Eukaryota; Fungi; Ascomycota; Dothideomycetes; Pleosporales; Didymellaceae. Gene Ontology annotation, cellular component: nuclear exosome (RNase complex); cytoplasmic exosome (RNase complex). The transcript has a single exon. The record is from RefSeq and is a predicted model, not a curated record.